Molecule: messenger RNA, 1497 nt
Organism: Eurytemora carolleeae
Lineage: Eukaryota; Metazoa; Arthropoda; Copepoda; Calanoida; Temoridae
Exons: 9
Coding region: 205-723 (172 amino acids)
Source: RefSeq, a predicted model, not a curated record
UUACGGAGAAAAUAUGGCCACUUGAAAAGCUUAAAUUUUUGCUUUGUCUCUUUUACAGAGAAACCGAAAUUGAAAAUAAAAAAUUUAGCUAGAAAAUCAAAGAUAUCUCAUUCAACGUAACUCAGACAACGAUUUAAAGGUUGUUAUUGCUAAGAAUCGAUAAUGUCACUCUAUCUAUAGAAGCCAAAGGAUUACCUUAAAAUAAUGCUAAAGUUUCUCACAAUUUGUCUCUCGCAUAUAUCGGCGUUAUUUUCAGAAACUGGAAAAAUGUCGAAGAUAAAACUAGACUAUAUAUGCAGACUAGCUACUGUAUCAGAUCUAGAUAAUAUUCUAGAAGUAUUCCAUAUCUACAACGAUGAUGAAGCACUUGCAAAGGCGAUUAACAUGAAUAUGAGAGGUUCGUCUGAAUUAAACCAAUCCAUCAUUGACCUAAUAGACACUGGCUGUGUUAUGGUGGCAAUUAAUUCUGACAACUCAGAAGUUUACGGAUUCAGUAUUUUCUAUGAAAAGAGCGGACUGGAUCCAUCAACGAUUAAGGGUAGUCUGCUGGAGACGGUGGAGGAGGACGCCGUCAAGACCUGCCAGGAGCUCGGUCUGGAGACUUUGGCUCCCAUAGUCAGUGUUUGCAACAUAUGCAUGGACGUGACCUCUAUAUGGCCGGAGAAAUUUGUUUAUUUAGAGGCUAUAGGGGUGAAACCACAGUACAGGAGUUGCAGAAUAUGAAGCUUGUUGAUGAAACUGUGGUAUUGAGAGCAGUUGCAACAUCAAUAGGUACUGAAAAAGCACUGAGAAGGUUGGGUUGGGUUGAGUUGGGAUCUCUCCAGGUCUCUGACUUCACCUUCAAGGGAGUUAAAUCCUUCGCUAACCUUGACCUGGAGAUUAAGUCCUUCAAGAAGACAUUGCAAGCAUAGAUCACACAUAGAUCAAGCAUAGAUCAAUCAUAGAUCAAGCAUAGAGCAACUAUAUAGAUCAAUUAAAGAUAGAGCGAACAUUGAUUAACUAUCAUUCCAAGACAGUUCCAAUUCAAGUCGUGUCCAAUGUCUGAAGAACUGAUAUAGGGUUACCCACACAGGAUCAGACUUUAAAGACGAUCUUCAAAAAACAAAAUAAUUUUUGAAAUUAUUUGGAAAAGAAAGAAAUAAGUUAAAUGCUAUUGGGAACCAUUAAUGUAAGAAAAAAAUUAAAUAAAUUCCGUAUAGUCGUCUGCGAAGUCUCAUCUUCUAUGAGUGACCCUACAGCUUGCACCUUUGUAAAGUCUGUGUGCGCAUAUUGCCGCGUCUGAAUCUUGUACCUCGAGACAGAAAAUGCAUUUGUUUGUUUGGAAUUUAAUUUUGAAGAAUAAAAAUAACUUUGUAAACUGAUUGCGCAUAGUUUAAAGACAGUACGUUGUAUAAUACACUAAUCUAAUAUUUUUCUUAACAACAUGGUACAAUUACAAUGUAUUUUGAAAUGGCAAUGGCAUUAAUGUAAUUUUCUAAAUAAAUUAUUUCAACUUUA